AUGGCGAGUGCAUCAAUGUCCUUUACGGAGAAGAAACACUUCUUUCAGCCUCUUCUUCCCAAUUUUCAGAGCCACCUCUACAUUCCUGUGGAAUUCUUCUCCGACCACAUAGAGGGAAAACACGAGGGCAAGACUGCAAAGUUGAUAUCAGAUGCGUCGGAGAGAACAUGGAAAGUGAAGAUGGAAGGCAAAAGACUCACCCAAGGUUGGAGAGAGUUCGUUGAGGCACAUGCUAUUCGAAUCGGUGACUUUGUCGUCUUCAGACACGAAGGAGACAUGAAGUUUCAUGUCACUGCUCUAGGAUCCAGUUGCUGUGAGAUCCAAUACCCAAUGUCUUGUAACCGCGACGAAGACGAAGACGAGAGUGAUGAAAUCGAAAAGAAAGUUGAGGAGAAUCUGACAGCCAAAUCUAACCAGUCUUCAUCUGAUCUCAAUUGCUUUAGUCCAACUGUCACUGCCUCAAACUUAUCAAUAAAUAAAGUGGGUGUUCCCAGAGAUUUCGCAAAGCGAAACGGAUUGGACAAAGGAAGUCAAGAGAUACUUUUGAUGAACGAACAAGGAAAGUCUUGGGAAUCUGAAGUAAAAGUAACUAGUCGGAUUUUCAUAGUUGGAAGUUGGAGAAGUUUCUGCACCGCAAAUAAACUAAAAGUUGGAGAUUCAUGCACAUUUACACUACUCCAAAACACCAGAAAGCCUGUGUUUCGGCUCUCCAGCCGCACAAAGGCGGAGCAAGAGAAGAAUUAUUGGUCCGAGGAAGAAAAUAUGGCUGGAAAAACAGGAGAAAACCGGUUUGUGGAAUUAACUCCUUCACCUAGCAGCCUUGCGCUUGGUAAACAGGUGACUUUUGGGAAGCUCUAUCUCGGGUCUCUUGAACACAUUGCUUUUCUAAUUCUGAAUCUUUUGCAGCAUCUACCGAGAAGUUUCACAAGAUUGAACGGACUCAUCAAGCCGGCGAAAGUAAUCCUGGUAGACAAAGAUAAUGUUGAGUGGUCGAUGCAGCUUGGGAUUGAUAAUAAAACGGGGUCGAUGUAUAUUAGUAAUGGUAAUGGUUGGAAACGUUUUUGUGCCGCUAAUGAAGUAGGCGCAGGGGAGUCUUUAACUUUGGAGUUAGUCCGAGGAGGCGCAAGUCCUUUGCUCAAGUUCUGCUCCAAGAUGGAACACUUACCAUUUGAAGCAAUUAAGAUUCGGGGACACAAGCGAGCUCGAGUCCAAAAAAGGAGUCGGGAGACUAGACCGAAGCUUGAGGUAGGAGAAUCCUCUCGUCGCACUAGAGCAUCUAACCAAGGGAACUUGCCCCGUAUGCAACCUUGCUCUGUCUCGGAUCAGGUGGCUAAGGCGAAACAGAGUGUUGUAGAUGCUUUAACUUGUGUCAGACGGUUUCAGACCGAGCUCGAGACAAUGGAUAAUAAACUAGAAGAUUCAUUGCGGGAGAUUGACAACUUAGAGAGGAGAAGACAAUGGGAACAAAACAACAACUUCAAGUAA
This is a messenger RNA of Microthlaspi erraticum, 1485 nucleotides long. The record is from the annotation of a GenBank genome assembly. NCBI's taxonomy places the organism in Eukaryota, Viridiplantae, Streptophyta, Magnoliopsida, Brassicales, Brassicaceae.